AUGUACGGUAAUAGCAUAUGUGAUUUGUCAAAUGCAGGAUGGCCGUCAAUAAACCUACAAAUCUGGCAUCAUGAUGAGUUUGGCCGUCAGAAUCUUCAUGCGUAUGGUACAGUAUUUCUACCAGUGUCGCCGGGUGAGCAUCAGAUAAAGUGCUACACAUGUAGGCCGAAAGGUAGCCUGCGCGAAGAAAUGGUGCAACAUUUUCUGGGUGGUGGCCUGCUGCUUACCGGCGAGAGUUCAACGCGCCUUCUGGAAGAGAACGCAAAGUUGCGAACAGUGUCUAUGGGUAUUGUACAGUUACGUUUAUCAGUGAUCACUAAGCAUUUCGAUCGUUUCGGAAUCCAGUGUUAA
This is a messenger RNA of Gongylonema pulchrum, 351 nucleotides long. The record is from the annotation of a GenBank genome assembly. NCBI's taxonomy places the organism in Eukaryota, Metazoa, Nematoda, Chromadorea, Rhabditida, Gongylonematidae.